This is a messenger RNA of Phaeodactylum tricornutum CCAP 1055/1, 2664 nucleotides long. RefSeq lists its product with no specific name. Bases 1 to 2664 code for a protein of 887 amino acids. Lineage: Eukaryota; Bacillariophyta; Bacillariophyceae; Surirellales; Neidiaceae. The record is from RefSeq and is a predicted model, not a curated record. The transcript has a single exon.
AUGUCCACGGUCGCCGCUCCGCCGAGUGGGAAAAAGCGAGAAAAGGCUCGUCGUGUGUUUGGAGACGCGGUGGUGGACGAUCACGACACCAGUCUCGCCUACUCCCCUUGCUCUUCGAGCAAGGUGUCGGGGUCGAGCUGGAACGACACGCUCUCGCUAGCGAAUGCACAGUCGAACAGUACCGCGGUUCAUCUCUUUACGGAAGAGUCUUUCCAAACGAGUGAUGCUUCCACCGCUGGUUCCUCGUCUGGUAGCAAGUCUCACAUUGGACCCUUUGAUCGAAUUAUUGCCACUAGCGCCACACCUGGCAAGGAAAACUCCUCCGGAAUCCCUGCACACGUUGUUAGCGGGCCUGUACUCCAACACUCGUCUCCUCCAAAGUCAACCAACCAUCACUUACAGGAAGAACUCAAACGGAUGCGUACGGAGAAUCGGUCACCGCUGCGUCGGGAUUUAGUCCGGAAAACACAGGACGCCAUCAACAAAGCUGCCGUAAGCGUCAAUCAAUCUAUCAACGCGGCGCGCCUUGCCAAACAGGAGAAUCUGCGACAAAAGUUCCAACAAACAACCCAGGUUCGUCAAGAGUGGGAGCAAGACCGCGCCGAAGCUGCCUCCUUUUAUCAACAAUCCGAGCACCAACGCCGUCAGAUUCUGUCCCUGGAACGCCAAUUGUCUUCCAAAAAUAGUCAAGAAAAAGCGCAACGAGAGAUGCUACUGCGUCAGUCAGCCCUGGAACAGACUGACCAGCAAGUCGAGUUCAAUUCCAGCGUCUACCGUGACCACCAACGUGCACUUCGAGACGAGCAAGAACGUCGGCGCCGACAAUCUUUGGCAGCCCGUGCACGCCUUCGAGCCAAUAAUCAUCAGGGCACCAAGCAACUCCACCUGCAGCGGAUUGAAGAAGAACAGAUUGUUUUUGAAGAGCGACAUCAAGCCAGUAUUGCGCAGCGCGAAUUCAACCGGAAUAACGCCGAACAGCGACGUAAGAGUUUUCAAUUUCGUAGCGGCGAUGCUCGUCGUAUUCGCGCAGUCCAUGCCCGACUCCAGAGUGAUGAAGCUGCACAACAUCACGCCUCGUACGAACUCAAGUGGCAAGCUGAAAAGGAUGUGGAAGCUUACCAACGAGAAAUGGCCCAGCAACGCCGUACAAGUUUGGCCGGUCGAAACGCUACAGCGAAACAAAUACGGGCACUGAUAUCGGACCAGAAAGCGGACGAAGCCGCAAAAGCCCACGAAAGUUUUGAACUCAAUCAAGCUGCAAACCGCGAUGCAGACGCGUACCAGCGGCAACUUAGCGAAGAGCGUAGGAACAGUUAUGCUUUUCGUGUCAAAGAGGGUACGCGGCAACGUCAAGAGUCAGCCGAAGCGGCUGCGAAAACUCAACAGGACGAGCACGAGUCGUACGAACUCAAGUGGGCGGGCGAAGACGAUGCGACAGCUUAUCAACGUCGUUUGCAACAAGCUCGCCGAGAAAGUCUGGCUCAACGGAACCGAACAGCGUGGAACAUAGCUCAACAAGAAGAACAGGUACACUCUGAGCAGCUUGCGGCAGCCCACGCCUCCUAUGAACUUAAAUGGGCCGGUGAAAAGGAUGCACUAGCGUACCAACGCCAGCUGGAAGAGGAGCGGCGGAACAGUCUGGCAGGUCGAAAAAAAUACGGCAAAGUACAACGCGAUUUGGUAGAACAGCAACGCAAUGACGAGUUGGCGUCGACGCAUAAAUCGUACGAGCUCAAAUGGGCAGGUGAGAAGGACGCGGAGGAAUACCAGCGAAGACUUGAAGCGGAACGCCGUGAAAGUUUGCAGAAACGCGGGCGGGCAACAGUGGAUCAGCGGGCAGUGUUGAGUGACAUCGCCUCGGAAGCCAUGCGUAAAGAACAUGCUUCGUACGAACUGAAAUGGGAAGGUGAGAAAGAUGCGGAAGCGUACCGAUUAGAAUUGAAUGCAGAGCAACGGGAAAGUACCAAAAGGCGCAAUGCUGAGCGUGUACAACAUGCCCAGGUCAUGGAGGAGCUCAGGACAAUAGCGCGAGAAAAAGAAACAGAAUCACUAGUGCUGAAGUGGGCGGCCGAAGAAGAUGCCAAAGUAUACUUAAAGCGACUGGAAGAGGAGCGUCGGCAAUCACUACGGCUGCGGGGACAAGAGGUAGUUCAUUCUCGUCAGGUGGACGAUGAUCAAAAGUCAGAAAGAAUUCAAAAAGCCCACGAGGACGAGUUGCUGAGAGCCGCGGACCAAACCGACGUCGAAAACUACCGUAAGCAGUGUGCAGAAAGAGACCGAGCAUCAUUUGAGUAUCGACGAAAGGAAUCAAGGAAACAGAGACUGGAAGAACAGGAGCGAACAGUACGACAACAGCUCGUUGAGGCAAGCAACUUUGAACUCGAGACUGAAGCUCGGUCAGAUGUGGAAGGGUAUUUGCUGGACUGCAAACAACGUCGUCGGCUUUCGCUUGCGUUUCGUGCAAGAGAAAAGAGACACCAUGCUCGAGUCCGUCAAGAGAGGGCUCAAGAGGAGAGGGAUGCCCGGAGCCGAGAUGUUCGAGACCGGUUGCGGGAUCAGAGAUACGUUGCACUUGCCCAACAGGAAGAGAGAGCCAAAAUCGCAAUGGAUGCUAUACAACAUUCGAACUGUUCUUUCAAUCCAUUUAAUUGUAUUCUAAAAUAG